GUUUGCAUAAGGAUUACAAUCGGAUUAACAUCGCUGGAGGGAAUAUAUGAAAAAAGAAAUAAUGUGAUUACCGACGAUUAGCAAGCAAGCACAUGGCCAUCCACUCCCAAAAGCACUACUUUAUAUAGGUUUGUUUAUUGACUUUAUUUCAUUUCAUCUCAUUAAACUUGUGGUCAAUAAGCUUGAGUUUUCUCUUCUCAAAUUCCAUCUCCACACACACUCAUGGCUGCUGCAAUAACUACAAUGAAAGCUUGGAGUUACUCUGAAUACGGCCACUCCAUUGAUGUUCUCAAGUUUGAUCCUAACGUUCCUUUACCUGAUGUCAAAGAUGAUCAAGUGCUCAUCAAAGUAGCUGCUGCUUCCCUUAAUCCCAUUGAUUAUAAGAGAAUGGAAGGCGGCUUCAAGAACUCUGACUCCCCUUUACCUACUGCUCCAGGGUAUGAUGUAUCUGGAGUUGUGGUUAAAGUUGGGAGUGAAGUGAAGAAAUUUAAGGUAGGGGAUGAAGUUUAUGGCGAUAUCAAUGGGAGCGCUUUGGAAUACCCAAAGGUGAUAGGUUCACUGGCAGAGUAUACUGCUGCUGAAGAGAAACUGUUGGCUCAUAAGCCCAAAAAUCUGACCUUUCCUGAAGCUGCUAGUCUUCCUCUAACAAUUGAGACUGCUUAUGAAGGUCUUCAAAGAACUGACUUCUCUGCUAAUAAAUCCAUACUUGUGCUUGGCGGUGCUGGUGGAGUUGGAACCCAUGUUAUUCAGCUUGCCAAACAUGUUUUUGGCGCUUCCAAGGUAGCAGCUACAUCUAGUACUGGGAAACUGGGAUUGUUGAGAAAGUUGGGAGCUGAUUUGCCUAUUGAUUAUACAAAGGACAAUUUUGAAGACUUGCCUGAGAAGUUUGAUGUUGUGUUUGAUACAGUAGGAGAAACUGAGAGGGCAUUCAAGGCUCUGAAAGAAGGUGGCAAAGUUGUGACAAUUGUACCACCAGGAUUUCCACCAGCAAUAUUUUUCUUACUCCCUUCAAACGGGGCUAUCUUAGAGAAACUAAAUCCUUACCUGGAGAGUGGAAAGGUGAAGGCAGUGCUUGACCCCAAAAGCCCAUUUCCAUUUUCUCAAUCUGUUGAAGCAUUUUCCUAUCUGGAAACUGGCAGAGCUACUGGAAAAGUAGUUAUCCAUCCCAUACCAUGAAGUUCGACACAAUAUUACAACCCAAUUUUAGUCCCAAAUACAAUAUCUGUACUGUCUUUGAUUUAAUGUGUGUGUGUGUUUGUUUGUUUUUGUGUAUGAUCUCUAAUUUGUGUAUCAUCUCUUCCUAGUGUGCUAUGAAGAAUGUAUCAUAGUUUGUCCUUUCUGAUUAAAUUGCUGAGAGAACACGCAAAUGGGAACAGUUUUCUUUUGAAGUUGUAUCCGGUUUGGGGUUGAAAACCCUCUACAUUUGCCUUCUGUAGUUUUGGUAAAUGGAAUAAUUGUAAAUAUAUAAUUAUUUUGUUGGCUAAAUUACAUUUGUGGUCCUUUAACUUAA
Molecule: messenger RNA, 1510 nt
Organism: Cicer arietinum (chickpea)
Lineage: Eukaryota; Viridiplantae; Streptophyta; Magnoliopsida; Fabales; Fabaceae
Product: 2-methylene-furan-3-one reductase-like
Molecular function (GO): oxidoreductase activity, acting on the CH-CH group of donors, NAD or NADP as acceptor; zinc ion binding
Source: RefSeq, a predicted model, not a curated record